This is a messenger RNA of Neogale vison (American mink), 966 nucleotides long. Its product is annotated as olfactory receptor 11G2-like. Bases 7 to 966 code for a protein of 319 amino acids. Lineage: Eukaryota; Metazoa; Chordata; Mammalia; Carnivora; Mustelidae. Gene Ontology annotation, molecular function: olfactory receptor activity; G protein-coupled receptor activity. The transcript has a single exon. The record is from RefSeq and is a predicted model, not a curated record. Gene Ontology annotation, biological process: G protein-coupled receptor signaling pathway. Gene Ontology annotation, cellular component: membrane.
GUAAUUAUGGGUUCUUUCAUAGCUCCCAGAUACAUGAAAAUCUCCAACACCCUCAACAUCUCCAGCACCAUCACUGGCUUCAUCCUUCUGGGGUUCCCUUGCCCCAGGGAAGGGCAGAUCCUCCUCUUUCUGCUCUUCACCCUUCUCUACCUCCUGACCCUCAUGGGCAAUGGGUCUAUCAUCUGGGCAGUGCGCUGGGAUCAGAGACUCCAUACUCCCAUGUACAUCUUGCUCGCCAACUUCUCCUUCCUAGAGAUCUGCUAUGUCACCUCCACUGUCCCCAACAUGUUGGCCAACUUCCUCUCUGAUACCAAGGUCAUCUCCUUCUCUGGAUGCUUUCUCCAGUUCUACUUUUUCUUCUCCUUGGGUUCUACAGAAUGCUUUUUCUUGGCUAUUAUGGCAUUUGAUCGGUACCUUGCCAUCUGCCGACCUCUACACUAUCCAACCAUUAUGACAAGACGUCUCUGUACCAAUCUGGUGGUCACCUGCUGGAUACUUGGUUUCCUCUGGUUCCCAGUCCCUAUCGUUGUUAUUUCCCAAAUGUCCUUCUGUGGGUCUAGGAUUGACCACUUCCUAUGUGACCCAGGUCCCCUAUUAGCACUCACCUGUGCCAGAGCCCCAAUAAUGGAGUUCUUUUGGAUGAUUUUAAGUUCUUUGCUUUUAUUUAUUCCUUUCCUCUGCAUCAUAGUAUCCUAUACUCUGGUCCUCAGAGCUGUGUUGAGGGUCCCUUCAGCAGCUGGACGAAGAAAAGCUUUCUCUACCUGUGGGUCCCAUCUGGCUGUGGUUUCAUUGUUUUAUGGCUCAGUGAUGGUAAUGUAUCUGAGCCCAACAUCUGAACAUGAAUCUGGGAUGCAGAAGCUUGUGACCCUCUUCUAUUCUGUAGGAACCCCACUCAUUAAUCCUGUCAUCUACAGUCUGAGAAACAAAGAUAUGAAAUAUGCCCUGCAUAAAUUUCUAGGAAUAUAA